AUGGAGUUUGGAAACCACACCAGCGUGACAGAGUUUAUCCUUUUGGGGUUAACAGAAGAUCCUACACUUUGUGUCAUCUUCUUUGUGAUAUUUCUAGGCAUUUAUGUCAUCACCUUAAUAGGCAAUAUUAGCAUAAUUAUUUUAAUAAGAAGCUGUUCCCACCUUCAUACUCCCAUGUAUUUCUUUCUCAGUCACUUGGCUUUUGUAGACAUCGGGUUUUCCACAUCCAUCACACCUAUGAUGAUUAUAGGACUUCUGAAACAUAGAUUGGCCCUCCCAGUUGCUGGCUGUGAAGCCCAGCUCUGUUCUGGGGUCACAUUUGGGACAGCUGAGUGCUUCCUCCUGGCUGCCAUGGCCUAUGACUGCUAUGUGGCCAUCUGCUUGCCCCUACUCUAUUCCACCCACAUGUCCUCCAGAGUCUGUGUCAUCUUGGUUGGGUCUUGCUAUCUGGGUGGGUGUGUGAAUGCUUGGACAUUUGCUAGUUGUUUAUUGACUCUGUCUUUCUGUGGACCAAAUCAGGUAGACCACUUUUUCUGUGAUUUCUCCCCUCUGUUGAAACUUUCCUGCUCAGAUGUCUCCAUCAUUGAAAUUAUCCCUUCCAUCUCUUCUGGCUCCAUCAUUGUGGUCACGGUGUCUGUCAUAGCUCUCUCUUACAUCUGCAUCCUCAACACCAUCCUGAAGAUGCGCUCCACUGAAGGGAGACACAAGGCCUUCUCCACCUGCACCUCUCACCUCACCGCAGUCACGCUCUACUAUGGAACCAUUACCUUCAUCUAUGUGAUGCCCAAAUCCAGCUACUCAACUGACCAGAACAAAGUGCUGUCUGUGUUCUACACAGUGUUGAUCCCCAUGUUGAACCUCCUCAUCUACAGUCUGAGGAACAGAGACGUAAAGAAGUCCCUGAGAAAGCAAGUGUCAGAAUAUAUUCUUAGAAUCUAUUCUUAA
Dama dama (fallow deer) is the source of this 945-nucleotide messenger RNA. RefSeq names its product olfactory receptor 5P1-like. The coding region runs from base 1 to 945 and encodes 314 amino acids. Gene Ontology annotation, molecular function: odorant binding; G protein-coupled receptor activity; olfactory receptor activity. Gene Ontology annotation, biological process: sensory perception of smell; G protein-coupled receptor signaling pathway. Lineage: Eukaryota; Metazoa; Chordata; Mammalia; Artiodactyla; Cervidae. The record is from RefSeq and is a predicted model, not a curated record. The transcript has a single exon. Gene Ontology annotation, cellular component: membrane.